UAAAGUGAUGCUGGUCAGACUCCUAAACAAGUAACAGAGCCGGGGCAGUGCCGGCCGGCUGCCAGAAAGCAGUUUUGGCGAAACCAGUUAAGAUAUCCCAGAAGUGUUUUAAUUGUACAAGAAGAUUCCCCGGGUGUAGUGUUUGAGAAUAAGAAGAAGAAGAGUAGUCCUUGACUUGUAGACUAAACUUUAUUUUACUGUGCGUCAUGAUUUCCAAACACAGGCCGCCGCCAAGUGACAGAGGAAAAGUUUUAGACCGUUACCGUCGUUGAAACUAACGAGUUGAAUGGAGACGGAGUAGCACUUUAAAUGAGGAGAUGAAUUUCGGUGUCCCCGCUAAUUCGCUGCUGCUUUUCCGUGCCUGCGACGAGGGAGACUAUGAAACCGCCCGUGGGAUCCUGGAGCCCGGAGCCCCGAAAGAGUCCGGGAGGCAGAGCAGGCUGCGGUCAGAAGCGGGGUCGGAGUGCAACACCGCGGACAUGUUGUCUCUGGUACCGGUUGACUGUACGGACGAGGAGGGGAACACCGCCCUGCAGUUUGCGUCGGCCAGCGGUCAUGAGAACCUGGUCCGGUUUUUGCUACGAAAGGGGGCCUCGGUGGACAGCCGCAACAACUACGGCUGGACUCCGCUGAUGCAGGCUGCUAGGUUUGGUCACCUGACUGUUGCCCACAUCCUGCUGGAGAACGGGGCAGAGAUUAACGGACGGAACAGGCUAGGUGCGAGUGUCCUGACUAUGGCGGCCCGUGGUGGACACACUCAUGUAGUCAAGCUACUUCUGGAGAGCGGGGCCUACGUUGAUGACUAUGAUCAUCUGGCUGUUGCUGCGGAGGCGGUCUCAAACGGCAACAACAACAACAACAGCUGCAGCACGACUGGUUUUGGAGGUGGUGAAGGCUGUCCAGGAGGAGGAGGCGGCAGAGAAUUCAUGGACAUCAUAGCCCUGAUGGUGGCAUCUCAGCAUGGCCAUGAGGCCGCGGUGCGCCUGCUGCUAGAGUGGGGCUCUGAUGUCAACUUUUCCCAGAAGACCACUGGCUGGGGACCACUGAUGGUGGCCACCCUCAGUGGGAAGGUGGCUGUGGCUCAGCAGCUGGUGGAGCGUGGCGCUGACCCAGACCGAGUCAAUGUUCUGUCCAAGACGGCCUUUGAACUAGCCAUGCAGCUUAAACAGAGAGACAUCAAGGCCUAUCUGGACUCCAUCACCACUGUCCGACCCCAGACAGACGAUGAGAGAAGACGACCAGAUGUGUUCAGUGCCCUCAAGCUGGGAAAUUCCCAGCUGGUCAAAGAGAUCUUGGAGGAGGAUCCUACGCAGGUGAAUUCAUCCAAUCAGGAGGGAGCAUCACCUCUCAUGAUGGCAGCGGUGAGCGGCCAGUUAGAAGUGGUGCAGCUGAUGGUGGAGAAGAAUGCCGACAUAGACAAACAAGAUGGUGUGCAUGGGUGGACCGCUUUAAUGCAGGCCACCUAUCAUGGUAAUAAAGACAUUGUUAAGUACCUGUUGAGUCAAGGGGCUGAUGUCAACCUUCGAGCUAAGAAUGGAUACACGGCCUUUGAUUUGGUUAUGUUGCUGAAUGACCCAGACACUGAGUUGGUGCGUCUGUUAGCAUCAGUGUGUAUGCAAGUAGACAAGGACAAGUCGAAACACCGCGGCAGAGCCUUAAUGACUCGCUCCAAAAGCCGACAGUCCCUCAACAAUGUCCCUGUGCCACCUGAUGACAAGGGAGGCCUUAAGUCCUGGUGGAGUCGGAUGUCAAAUCGGUUCCGACGGCUUAAGUUGACUCACACCCUGAGGCACGGCCUUUCAUCCAACCGCCUGGCUCCAUUUCCAGAUGAUGCUGAAACUUCAUUGGAUGCCACUAUGAAGGCGAAUAGGAAGUCUGCUGCCGUGUCCAAUGGGGCGCUGGCACCAUCUCCUGCCCUGGGUGGGAAUGACAUCAGCACUGCCUGGGCAGUCAAGAGCAAAGACACUGGUCUUUGCAGGACAUCCUCAGAAAAGGAGGACUUUCUUAUAACUACAAUGCUCAGGAGUGGUGCGCCCUUGACCCGGCUGCCCAAUGACAAGCUAAAAGCGGUGAUCCCGCCCUUCCUGCCUCCAUCCAACUUUGAACCGUGGAACUCGGACCGUUCGCGCCUCCUCAGGGAGGGAAAGAGCGAAGCGCCCCGCCUGCCCAUGCCAUCCCAGAGGAAGCUGAACAGCAGUGGAAACUCAGAUAUUACGUCCAUCAGUCGUGUGGUUAGCAGGUCCAUUAAGUUUCCCAGCAUCCCCAAGGGUCCCUCCUCCUCUUCUCCUUCAAACUCUGGUCACUACCACUCCCCCCACUCCUCUGGAGGCUCCAAUGGAGUGGCAGGGAUCAACCGGGACUCUCACAACCGUUCAGGGGGCAGUGCAGACAAUGUUCUCUCCCAGAUAGCAGCCCAAAGGAAGCGAGCGGCAGGCCUGAUAGAUGUGAAGGCCCCAGCUCCGGAGAAACAGCACAGCCAGACACAGAGCCAACCCUCACUGCCACCCUCAGCACCCGGCCUGCCGUUGCCUGAUAUUAGCCUUCCUGACAUCCACUCCCACCCCAGCCUGGUCGCUUCCGACAUCCACUCGAGAAGGAAGAUGGAGUUGAAGAAGAGACCUCAGUCAGGGAAUUCCUCCACCUCCAAAAGCACGUCGCCCACUCUGACUCCGUCUCCUUCCCCAACGCCCAAGCCUCCUACUGGGCCAGGAGACUCUCUGUCCUCAGCCUCUUCCCAUCCUCGCUCCAAGAGCAGUGGUGGCUCCAGCAGUGGAACCAUAACUGAUGAAGAUGAGCUGUCUAGUAUAUUGAAGAAACUGUCCCUCGAGAAAUACCAGCCCAUAUUUGAGGAACAGGAGGUGGACAUGGAGGCGUUCCUGACUCUAACAGAUGGAGACCUGAAGGAGCUGGGCAUUAAAACGGACGGACCCAGACAACAGAUCUUGGCUGCCAUAUCAGAGCUCAAUGCUGGAAAGGGCAGAGAAAGGCAGAUCCUUCAAGAGACCAUCCAUAACUUCCAGUCUUCCUUUGGUAGCAGCGCCAGUAACCCAAGACAACCAGGUGAACCACGCUCACCAACGGGAUGGAUGAGACACCAGGUUCGUUCCUCCAACAAAAGGUAACCCUGCAGCCCCGAUGCCCACCGGGAAGUACACCAAAGGUACUUAGAAUAAGAGUAAAAGGCUGGUGACCUCUAGCCAAGGCACAAAUAAUAUGGACGUCCACCAGCAGUGUUUGUGCAAGAGGACGCUGCUGCAAAACGACCAACCAGGCCCUGAUAAACUGUCUUUAUAGGACCCUCCAGGACCAAACUGCCUUAAAGUGUCCCUCUUAUGGAUCCUAAAGCAGGGGAGGUGUGGCAGAGCUGUCUGAGUCCAGUGCCCUGCUGUUAUUUGACAAAGCACGCGAUGUGUGGCAAAUGCUGCUUUUUUGCCAUAGUGAUACGGUUGCCACAUCUUCUGCCAAUGCAGCACAUGGGUUACGCAGAGAGGUUAGAGAGCAGAGAGUACACAGCAGAGGGAGCCAAGAAGAGAGAUUUGAAUGUGAGCCAAGAGAGAGAUUUUUUAUUUUAUCUGAACAAAUGUGAGAGAUAGAGCAUAUGUAUUGUAAAAGUGGCAAGUUAAGUCAGGAUAAAAGAAGAGAGAGAUUAUGAGUAUAACAAUUAAAUAACAUAAAACAGGUAUUAGCCAGUAAUACUGUGAUUGAGACUUUAAAGCAGCUGUAAUGGCUAAAAAGGUGCACUGAUGAGGAAAGCAAAUGGACAGAGAAAGGGACAUUAGCCAAGCUAUAUUUAGUCAUCCAGUCUCUUGGACUGCUUUUACAAGUCUGUUAUGUCUUUGGUUUAAGGGCCAUUAUGUAAACAGAUGAUAUUUAGUCAAGACUGUGCUGUCAUGAAUAAAUAAACAUUAUGAUGAUGCAGUAACUAUGUUUUUUUUUUUUUACUGUUUAAGAUCUUAUUGGAUUUGAGAUGAGAAGAGACAUUGGCAAAAACAUUUUGGGAGCAUUUUAUGAGCAGUAUAAAUUUUGUUUGAAAGCAGUGCAUUGAGCAAUAGUUUCCACUGAGCCUGUUCUAUGUUUUUGCAUCUGGCUCCACCAUUAAACAGUUGGUCCACAUGCAGACAGUUGGAGCCCUAUAUCAUUCUUAAAUCAGGUACUUAUAAUCUAUGUCUUAAAUCCAAAGGAUGGGCAGAAAAAAUAUGAGAUGACUGAUAUCGCAUCCUGUUUACUCAUGUACUGUGUUGGGGAAACCUGAAUAAACAUACUGUACGCUUUCAAAAAGGAAUCUGGAUGAUUAAUUGAAUCACUAAACACUGAAAUAAAAUCUGUUUCCAAAAUGAAAUAAACUUAAUACAAACUGUAUUCAGUGGUGCUCGGGUUUAAUAGUUGGAAACCAGGAUUCAGGUCCAGCUUUGCUUUUGUAAAACCAAAUCAAAUCCAAUGUGAAACUAUCUUCCUUCCACAAGAUGGCAGUGACCUUCUAUUGAUGCAAUAAAUGAUCAGAGUGGUACAGUCCAGC
Molecule: messenger RNA, 4516 nt
Organism: Siniperca chuatsi (mandarin fish)
Lineage: Eukaryota; Metazoa; Chordata; Actinopteri; Centrarchiformes; Sinipercidae
Product: ankyrin repeat and SAM domain-containing protein 6-like
Exons: 18
Coding region: 318-3122 (934 amino acids)
Biological process (GO): innate immune response
Cellular component (GO): cytoplasm
Molecular function (GO): protein binding
Source: RefSeq, a predicted model, not a curated record